Messenger RNA from Mycotypha africana, 3755 nucleotides. RefSeq lists its product as uncharacterized. The record is from RefSeq and is a predicted model, not a curated record. The transcript has a single exon. Gene Ontology annotation, cellular component: membrane. Lineage: Eukaryota; Fungi; Mucoromycota; Mucoromycetes; Mucorales; Mycotyphaceae. Gene Ontology annotation, molecular function: copper ion binding; ATPase-coupled monoatomic cation transmembrane transporter activity; nucleotide binding. The coding region runs from base 82 to 3690 and encodes 1202 amino acids. Gene Ontology annotation, biological process: monoatomic cation transport.
UUUGAAAAAAAAAAAAAAGACAUUUGCUUGCUUUUAUUUUUUUAUUUUUUAUUUUUUAUUUUUCCAAAAACCAGCAAAGUGAUGGCAAUCGAUGCGAACACCACCAUCAUGACCCCGAUAACUACACCCACAGCAACAGUACCGACUCUUGGGAAACAGACCACUGUGUGUCUGCCUGUGAUAGGAAUGACUUGUCACUCUUGUGUCCAUGCCAUCAAAAGAGCUUUAUCUCCUCUAGUGCAGGAGCAUGUCCAUGUCGAUUUACAAAGCCAUACAGUCACCAUCACAUUCGAUCCAGCUCAAGUCACUGUGCACACCCUCAUUGAAACCAUCCAAGAUUGCGGUUUCGAUGUACCGAUACCAGAAAAAGAACAACAACAACAACAACAACAACAACAGCAGGAGCAGGAGCACCACAAACAGUCAUUGGAUGUAUCCAUCCUUGGUAUGACUUGCUCCUCCUGCGUUCAAUCCAUUACAAAAGCCUGUCAGGCCUUGAACGGUCUGCAUUCAGUAGACAUCGAUCUAGACAAAGCAAAAGGUUCUUUUUCAUACCAGCCCACUCUUUUAUCACCCCAAACCAUCAUCGACACGAUUCAAGACUGUGGAUUUCAAGUCCCUUCUCCUUCUACUGAUACCCAUAGCAUGCAUGCAGCCCAUACCAUGCCAUCUCAUCCUCCUUCACCCACAUCCUCAGCCAACAUCAGCACCAGCAUACAUCACAACAUCGACCACAUCGCGCAGCUCCGUAUUCAAGGCAUGACUUGCGCUUCUUGUGUGCACAGCAUAGAGAAAAGUCUUUCUGUAGUACAAGGUGUUCACUCGAUUGAGGUCGCUCUCUUGGCCGAAUCAGCGACCGUUCAUUAUGAUCCUGCCGUGAUCCAGGUCGACGACUUGGUGAACCAUAUCAACGACAUAGGAUUCGAAGCAACAUGCAUCUCAGAUACCGAUACAGCAUCACCUGAUACAGAGACAUCGUCCCAUUUGCAAUUACAAAUUUACGGCAUGACCUGUGCGAGCUGUGUGCAUUCCAUUGAGCGUCACUUACGGGCACAACCGGGUAUCCAGGACAUCUCUGUCAGCCUCAUGACGGAAAGCGCCUCUGUACGCUAUGACCCCGCUUGCAUCGGGCCGAGGCAGAUCAUUGAUGCCAUCGACUCCUUAGGCGGCUUCCAUGCCUUUGUGUCCGAUAAAGCUCGCCAUAUCCAGCUGGAAAGCCUUUCCAAAGUCCGAGAAAUCAGACAAUGGCGUCGAUUGUUGUUGCAGAGCUUGGUCUUUGCCAUUCCUGUCUUUGUCAUUGCCAUGGUCUUGCCCGAGUGCUCCUGGGGCCGUGCUCUCGUUCAUACUCCCACAGGCUUUUUACCCGGCCUUUUCUGGUCGGACUUGCUCCAAUGGAUCCUCGCCACGCCCGUUCAAUUCAUCAUCGGGAAGCGCUUCUUAGUCUCAGCCUAUCAGUCGUUAAAGCAUAAAACGCCCACCAUGGACGUCUUGGUCGCCUUGUCCACCUUGUCGGCUUAUUUCUUUUCUCUCCUUUCCAUCGUGCGCGCCGUCAUCCAAGCCUCUCUUUCCUCUUCUGAUGCUUCUUCUUCUUUGCCCGUCAUGAAACCACCCGUCUUUUUCGACACCUCGACCAUGCUGAUUGCCUUUAUCCUCGCUGGACGUUAUCUCGAAAACAUGGCCAAAGGACAAUCCUCUUCCGCUCUCUCUAAAUUGAUGUCUCUGACACCCUCCAACGCUACCCUUGUGGAGCUUGCGCCUACGGAGGAGGACACGAGCAAGAGACCCGCCGUCAUUCUCUCUGAAAAGCAAAUUCCUUCUGAAUUGAUACAAACCAACGAUCAUCUCAAAAUUCUUCCUGGCGAUAAAAUUCCUACCGAUGGUGUGCUUGUCUCGGGCGCUACCUCUGUCAACGAAAGCAUGAUCACCGGCGAGUCUGAACCCGUCAACAAACACGUCGGCGACACCGUCAUUGGCGGCACCGUCAACGGCCUCGGCACCUUUGUCAUGCGUGCGACCCGUGUCGGCGCGGAGACCGCCCUGAGUCAAAUUGUCCGUCUCGUGGAAGACGCCCAGAUGAAAAAAGCCCCCAUCCAAGGAUUCACCGACCGUGUGGCCGGCGUCUUUGUCCCCGUGGUCUUGGUCUUGGGUCUUGCUACCCUCGUCGUCUGGUCCCUCCUCGUCGCCUGCUUGGGCGUCGAACGCAUGCCUCCUCUCCUCCAGCACGAAAUCUCUCAGGAGGGCCAAGGGGAUUGGUUUUUUGUCUGUUUGAAAUUGUGCAUCAGUGUCGUGAUUGUCGCAUGUCCAUGUGCGUUGGGCUUAGCGACGCCUACCGCCAUCAUGGUCGGUACCGGUUUAGCCGCUGAACACGGUGUCCUCUUUAAAGGCGGUGCCGUCUUGGAAAAUGGUCAGAAAGUCACCAAAGUCGUCUUUGAUAAAACCGGUACCCUCACCACCGGUCAAGUCCAAGUCGUCCAGUACCAAACAUGGCACCACCAGCAGGAUCCCGCCGCUCGUCUCACCAUGCUCAUCGAGGCCGCAUUAGCAGAAGCCAACAGUGAGCAUCUGCUGGGCCGUGCCAUUGUACAAAAAGCAAAAGAAUUGACACAACAGGAAAAGUCUUUAGACCAUCUAGGCUCUGUCGAGCAUUUCAAGAGUGUCACCGGCUAUGGUAUUGAAUGCACAGUGACAUUAACCUCAUCAUCCACUCCUUCCACCACCACCACCCCCUCUCAUCAUCUGGUCAUUGGCAACCAGGCUUGGUUGGAACAACAUCACGGCAUCGCUCUGACCAAUGAACAAGGGGACGUCAUUCGCAAAGAAUCUUCCAUGGGUCGAACCAGCAUACUCGUGGCUACCGACGGCGUGCCUACCGGUUUCAUCUCGAUCGCUGAUGUCAUUAAACCUGAAGCGAAACUCGUCAUCCAGGCUCUGAUGAGAAUGGGUAUCGACACCGCGAUGGUCACCGGUGAUAAUGCCCUGACAGCCCAAUGCAUUGCCGAUCGUCUAGGUAUUACCGAAGUCCAUGCCGGUGUCUCUCCACAAGGCAAAACGCACAUCAUUCAACAGAUGCAAGCAGAGCGUCAGAGAAAAAAAUCGACCUGGCUACCCUCCCCCUGCCUCGGUGGGCCGCGCUCUCUCUCUUCUCGCCCUGCGAUCGUCGCCAUGGUCGGCGAUGGCAUCAACGACUCUCCCGCCCUCGUCGCCUCCAACCUAGGCAUCGCUUUAUGUAGCGGCACCGAUAUCGCCAUCGAUGCCGCCGACGUCGUGCUCAUGCGCAACGAUUUAACCGAUGUCGUUACCGCGCUCUCGCUGUCCAAAAGCAUCUUUCGUCGCAUCCAACUCAACUUACUCUGGGCCUGUAUCUACAAUCUCAUCGGUAUCCCCCUCGCUAUGGGCUUGUUCAUGCCCCUCGGUCUGCAUCUCCAUCCCAUGAUGGCCGGUAUCGCCAUGGCCGCGAGCUCCACAAGCGUCGUCUUGAGUAGCUUGAUGUUGCGUUGGUUUUGGCGUAAAACACCCAUCUCGGAAGCCGAUGAUUUUGAAGUCAAGAAAAACCAUCCUCUCCUUCGACAAUGGCAACAGUGGUGGACCCACGUGAAAGGUGGACAAAGAGGUGCUUAUCAUCCUUUAUCCACCGUGGCUCAGCAACCCGAAGAAGAAGCGUAUGAUUUAGAAAGCUUAUCUCCUCGUUAGAACGCUAUCAUUAUUUUUAUUUUUAUUUUUUUUAUUUUUUUUUUUUUGUAUUUUUACAUGUUGCC